Messenger RNA from Oncorhynchus keta (chum salmon), 1591 nucleotides. RefSeq lists its product as uncharacterized. The record is from RefSeq and is a predicted model, not a curated record. Gene Ontology annotation, cellular component: mitochondrion. The transcript is spliced from 3 exons. Lineage: Eukaryota; Metazoa; Chordata; Actinopteri; Salmoniformes; Salmonidae. Gene Ontology annotation, biological process: apoptotic process. The coding region runs from base 564 to 1328 and encodes 254 amino acids.
GGAGGGAGGGGGGCUCCUGUGUUCUGUGGAGCAGCUGGUAGUCCAUUGCUAACUACAGCGUGUAUGUCACCCUCUCUGUCGCUGUGUCCUCAGCCCUGACUUUCUGUCCGAGUGCACGUCUCUUACUCUAUUUCAACAUCUCUCUCUCGCCUACGACUUUCAACACUUUACAGAGAGGAGCCAGCGGCAGGGACUGGGAGACUAGCCAGGGUCGAGGCAAAGAUGAACGGAGCAAAGUACAGAGAGAUCCUUGAUGAAAACCUGCUCCAGAGUGGGCAGGACCUCAGACUGGGGCAAACGUUCACCUUCCAACAGGACAACAACCCUAAGCACACAGUCAAGACAACGCAGGAGUGGCUUCGUGACCAGGUUUCAGACUGGAGGGCAAGGUCCCAGCAGUGUCCAGAGGGGGGGACAGUGGUGAGGUCAGUUCCCUGUCUGGAGAGCAGAAGCCUGAUUGGCUGGGCCCCGCCACGUUACAGCUGAGCCAGGGAGACAGUGGCGGGUCUGGCCCCUGGCAGACAGAGAGCAGCCUGGCUGAGUCCUGGUCCACCGUGGGAGACAUGAUGGACACCGAGGACACCAAGAGCCUGGACAGCAGCGACGGAGUGGUCCACCUAGCUGAGGAGCGCAGCGAGAACCACUCCUCCAUCUCCGACAUGGUCCACCUAGAGCGGGAGGAGAAGAUACUUGCGGAGGAGGAGGAGGACGGGAGCCUGGGGGAAGAGGAGGAGCUGCAGGCCUGUGUGAUGAGUGUGUUUGGGGGAGGAGGAGACAUGUCUGAGUUCAGGGAAGAGGAGCUGGAUACCCAGGAAUUAUUACCUUCAUCUGAGGUGUCAGCUAACCACCAAGAGACUAUGGAUUUAAUGAUGUCUGUGGCUGAGGAGCUAUUUGUCCAGGAGGAGCCUGUUGAAUUAUCCCACGCCACCACUGCCUCUAUGCCCAUGCCAGUUUGGAAGCUAGAGCCCCCCUCUGCCUCCUCUACUCCUGUCCCCUCAAUACCUACACUAGCUGAGUUACAUUCAGAGCUCCAAUACUCUAUGCAGGAGCAGCUCCACCCUCCCCCGGUCCUAGGACCAGGAGCACCACAGCCACCAGACCAGAGCCAAACUAACAGCCAACCAGAGUCCUUGGCCUCGCUCCACACUGCCCAGGAGACACAGGAAAUCCCACCAGUGACACAGGAGGUUCCACCAGAAAAGACAGAGGCAGAGCUUGCUACAUCGCUCCAUGCCACUGAGCUACCUGUGCUGCUGUGUGGGAGCGCUGCAAUGGUGGCUAUUGUGGGAGUAUUAGCUUAUGGGGCUGUGGCUUACUGCAGAAAGUAGCAAACCCCUAUCCUGUGAGCCCCAGCAGCCAUAUAACCCAGGUCUUUUAAAAUCUACUCUAAACUAUUCCACCAAGUACAUACUGGAUUUUACACAAUGCGUUUCUUUGCAUCUAAGUAGUAUUAUAAAGGUUGGUUACAUUUUUUAUCUAUUUCCUGUGCUACCUCAGUCCACGUAAGAGCUCAGGAGAUUUGUAAGAGCAAGAAUAUUUGUUUCUCUGUAAAUUCACAGGAAAUUACACUUUUAAAAUAUCUUAAAAAUCA